Octopus sinensis (East Asian common octopus) is the source of this 1854-nucleotide messenger RNA. RefSeq names its product transcription factor kayak-like. Bases 56 to 1366 code for a protein of 436 amino acids. The record is from RefSeq and is a predicted model, not a curated record. Gene Ontology annotation, molecular function: DNA-binding transcription factor activity. Gene Ontology annotation, biological process: regulation of DNA-templated transcription. NCBI's taxonomy places the organism in Eukaryota, Metazoa, Mollusca, Cephalopoda, Octopoda, Octopodidae. The transcript is spliced from 4 exons.
GGAAGUUUUGGAGAGAGACAAACAAUAACAUUUUGGAAAUAAUACGUCUGUCAAAAUGUAUACAAAACUUGAUCCGGAGAUUGAAGAAUGCCUGAAACAAUGUCAGCUGCAGAAUUCUGCUAGUCCUAUGACCAAGCAGUAUUUGAAGCUUAACAUCCUGAAUAAAAGACAUGCCAAUGGACUGAGCCCGAUUAAUACUACAUUUACUGGAGAGAAAAAAUAUCGAUUGAGACCCGAUGAAGAGAUGAAGAAAGAGAAGCGCCGAGAACAGAACCGGAGAGCCGCUGCUAAAUGUCGCAACAAGAAAAAAUGUGAAGAAAGGCUUUCUCAAGCUAAUCUCUUGGAAGAAGAAAAAAAACAAAUAAUGUUAAAAAGCAUCGUAACGAUGCUUACAAAUAUGAAACAAAAUAUGGGAAGGCUGUUGUCUAAUCUCACAGAUGAAGUUAGAGACAUCAACUCCAAUGAACUUUAUGGCCAUCCUAGCUUCAGGGAUAUUACUCAGGACUGGACAAGGCAAACGUAUCCCCAAACGGAAACGUAUGAAGGAAAUUACCUGAAUGAUAAUCUUAUCAAUAACACACCUGCACAUACAAAUACAUUUAAUGCUUAUCAACAGCCAAUUUAUUAUCCAUCGGCUUCCUUUGAAGCAUCCUCUCCUGUAAAUGUUUCUGAUCAAAAAUACGAUCAAUCUAAAAUUUCUUCGAGCUUUAAUGGCUUUUAUUGCCUUCCUGGAUCAAAUAAUCUGGAUAUCAGUGGAAGUUUCAGUAGCUGCUCUGACAUUUCAAGCACGUCUCCCUCCAGUGUUAUGUCUGGUUCACAGUAUAGUCUUACUAGUUAUGAUUCUGCCGGUUCUGAGACUGCUUUUGACUGGAGUGAUAACGAGAACUCCCAAACAUCCACUUUUGCAAAUAACAACACAAAUUUUGGUUCGUCAUCUUAUGUAAAUUACAACAUCAAUCAGGAUGAUGUAUUUACUGAUAUAUAUAACAACAUCGACCUUGGUGCACCUGUUGAUGUAAGUAAUGGUACCAGCUUCAGUAACAACAUUGACUUUAAUGCUUUUCCAAGACUAAACAGCAACAUCAACCACGGCGGCGCAUAUACUAAUAGAAACGGUGAUGGAUUUCUUGACAGAAUUAGCAACUUUAAUUUUGGGACUGAAACUGUAAAUAACAUGCAGUUAGACAACACUGAUUUCAUUUUAGGGAAAUCUAAUUCCUGCAAUCAAAACAUGGACAAAAUAUUACAUCUACAACCCGUUGAUGGAUCCCCCACUCUGAAUGAAAACAUUUUAUAUAAGAUUAUGGAUAAAUAUCCACCCCAAUGUGUAAAUACUCAUAACAAUGAUCUGCCUUACUUAAAAUGAAUUCUAAAAGUGUCAAAUAGUAGGACCUACAGGAAAUUUGAACCGAAAACACAGGAAACUAUCAAUUCCCCUGUUUAAACCAUUUUAACAUAAUCCACGUUUCCAGCAUGGAUGAGAAUUUAAUAGGGACCAUUUGCUGUUACAACAGUAAAGGGAAUGACUACAAGAAAUCUCACUAGUCAGAUCUGUGGAUAAUCUAAUUGCCAGAGUAUUCAAUUACCUGACUCCACACAUAGUGCCGUCUGACUUGCCCCUUCUGUUGUGGUCAACACUAGGACCAGGAUCUAUGGGUAUACAGAAACAGAGUGGACAAUGAGGAGAGCACAUGUUCAGGCUGCUCCCCUAUAUCGUUAACUACUUCAUGCCAGAGUCUACCUCAUCAUCAUUGUUUUAAUGUCCACUUCUCCAUGCUUGCAUGGGUUGGACAGAAUCGGUUGAGGCAGAUUUUCUAUAGCUGAAUGGCCUUCCUUUUGCCAACCCUCACCUGU